AUGUACAAGCAUUGGCAGUGGUCCACUCUCAGAACAGUCAUUCAUGCCACCUCUGAAAUGGUCAACCAUUAUUGCGAGAAGCUGGACCAAGGAAAGGCAAAGGCACUGAAAUGGAAUGAUGCCGUCCCAACGACCCGGCGGAUGAGAGGACAGAAAGAAGAGGAGAACAAUUCUUCCGAACCAUCGACAUCAUCUUCAUAA
This is a messenger RNA of Caenorhabditis remanei, 201 nucleotides long. RefSeq lists its product as uncharacterized. The transcript has 2 exons. The record is from RefSeq and is a predicted model, not a curated record. NCBI's taxonomy places the organism in Eukaryota, Metazoa, Nematoda, Chromadorea, Rhabditida, Rhabditidae. Bases 1 to 201 code for a protein of 66 amino acids.